AUGCUUCCCCCGCGUCGCGACCAAGAUCGACCUACUGCCCCUCCACAUUCCAGAUCGCCCCUCGCCACUCCACUCCCCCACGUGGGAAUCCCGGAAGGCGUGCAGUCCCCGCAACCUCCUUGUUUGAGUCGACUAACAGAUCCACGCGGGGGCGUGGGGGGAGCGCCUCCGCCAACGAGCACUAUUUACGUGGCGAAUCUGCCCCCGGGCGCGGAUGAGGAGCUGCUGGCGGAGCACUUCGGCACCAUCGGGCUCAUCAAGAGGGACAAGCGCACGGGGCGGGCGAAGGUGUGGCUGUAUCGCGACAAGGAGAGCAUGGCGCUCAAGGGCGACGCCACCGUCACGUACGAGGACCCCUUUGCUGCCGUCGCCGCCGUCGACUGGUUCCACAACAAGGACUUUCACGGCCGCACUAUUGCUGUCUCGCUCGCUCAGUCCAAGCAUGGCAGUGCGGGUGGAGCCGGGGGAGGGGGGAAUGGGUUUGGGCAUUCCGGGGAUGUGAGCGGGAGAGGCGAGGAGGGGGGUGGCGGAGGGGAGGUGAGGGGCGGUGGUGGUGGUGAUGGUGGGGCGGUAACGGCUGCAGCGCAAGGGAAGCCGUGGCAGCAGCAGGGGGACUGGAUGUGUCCCAAUGCAACGUGUGGCAACAUGAACUGGGCAAAGCGCGCCAAGUGCAACAUCUGCAACACCAGCCGCCCUGGGACCAGCGAGGGGGGCGCCAGGGAGGGCCGUGGUGGCGGGUACAAGGAGCUGGAUGAAGCAGAGCUAGAAGAGACGAGGAAGCGACGCAAGGAAGCCGAGGAGGUGCGAGGGGGAAUUGGGGAAGAAAAAAGGGUCGGUCGGAGAGUGGGGGAGGGGUGCUCGGGGGAUGGACGGUGGUGGUUGGGAGUUGGGGAAGGCGUUGGUUGGACGACGGGAGAUGCACGACGAGUUUGGCAACCUCAAGAAGAAGGCCCACUCCUCCGCACCACUCCUUUUCCUCCCUCCUCCCCUCGUUCCCUGCUCUGUUCCUCCCAGCCAUUCGCCCUCGCGCAGGACGACGGGGAGAUGUACGACGAGUUCGGCAACCUCAAGAAGAAGUUCCGCAAGAAGUCUAGUUUCGAGGCGCCUUAA
Molecule: messenger RNA, 1110 nt
Organism: Closterium sp. NIES-65
Lineage: Eukaryota; Viridiplantae; Streptophyta; Zygnematophyceae; Desmidiales; Closteriaceae
Source: the annotation of a GenBank genome assembly